AUGGCCAGCAAGAAAGCGCGCGUGCGAAAGGCACACGAUGGAAUACGCUUGAGCUCGCUUUCUCCUGAGAAGCGAGGGCCUGGAGCUACGGGGAGACCUCAUGCGGUAGAUGAGCUUUCUACAGUCUUUACUUACAAAGAGAUACCGGAUGAAGUGCUCGUUGGCACGGAACUAGACUUGACGAUUUGGUCUGUGGUAGCGUCUGAUACAUGCUUGGCGAAAUUAUCUCACGACUCUGUCGUUUCUGGAUUGGCGAGUCCUCCGAGGUUGCAGCUGCAAUCCAACCAGUUAGCGGAGAUGCUUCCAUCCGCUGCUAGUGCUUUGGCUCUCAAUAACGCUUCGAUGAAUGCGCUACCAAAACCACAGAGCAUUGUUCGAAUAAACCUUGCUGGGGCAGAUCAAAUCACAGACAAAACAGCGCAUACAAUUGCCAGGGCUUGUCCAGAACUGAAACAUCUCAACUUGGAGCGGGCUUUUAAGCUGACAGAUUCCGGUAUUCUCCAUAUCGUGAGCUGCUGUCGAAGUCUUGAAACGCUCAAUCUCAGCUACGUCACAGCAUUGCAAAGUCCUGCUCUUAGCUGCAUCGGAGAGCUGCGCCUCCCAUUACGGUCACUUGCUAUCGCUGGUUGUAACCGAGUUCCAGAUUAUUCACUUCUGCGCGUCUUCCAAGCAUGCUCUACACUCGAGUCACUCGAUCUCUCGUUCUGUGCAAACGUGACUGACAAUGUUCUGUUAACUUUGGGCAAGACUUGCUGUAAAAUACGACAAUUGAAGCUUCGAGGCUGUCGUCAAAUUUCCGAUACUGGUGUCGUGGCGCUUGCAAAUUCUGGAGGUGUCAACGGUCUGGUGCUUUUGGAUUUAGCGCGUUUUGACCUGCAGUACAAAUUCAACGACAUUUCAUUACUGGCGCUAGCUGAAAAUUGUUUGGUGCUGCAGACUCUGAUCCUCUCUGGCUGCGAUAUGGUUACCAACGUUGGGAUGGAUUGGUUGGCGUCUGGUUGCAAUGCGUUGACUUAUCUCGAUGUUUCAGGCUGUACAGCUCUGACGGAUCUAUCACUGCGUGCUAUUAGCGAAAGUAUGCUUCAACUUAAACACCUAAGUAUUCGGCAUUGCGCGAAGGUAUCGGAUCAAGGGAUACGGUGUCUGUCUUUGGGUUGUCCAGAACUGGUUUAUCUGGAUGCAGAGGGUCUUCCAUUGCUCUCAGACUUGCAUACUACGCAAAGUACAGGUGGUGACGUGUAUCGACAGGGAAUUGCGGCUUUGGUUGCUGGUUGCCCCAUGCUGCGUCAUUUAGACUUGUCGAAUUGUGUCUCCAUUUCCGAUGGAACGUUACAUUUUGUAGCCAUGUCAUGCUCGGAGCUUGCUUCAUUGAUACUUUCAGGGUGUUAUCGCGUUACGAGCGUUGGUGUUAACGACGUCCUGACCCAUUGCAGCAAAUUAUCUUGUUUUAACUUGACGGAGUGCGAUCAAGUGACAGACCAAGCGUUCGUUGGGAAUUAUCGUCGACACCAGCAAUUAAGUUCUCCAAUAAAACAUAAUCCGUUACGAAAUACACCGAACCAGCUACACGUACUGCGUCUCCGAGGCACACAUAUAUCGGAUAUGACGCUCAAGUGGCUCAGUAAAUACUCCCCAUUACUCCGUGAACUCGACGUGUCUGGCUGUGCAGGAAUCACGGACAUGGGUUUAUUAGCACUCACUGGAUCUGUAAUGGCUACAUCUCUCCGAAAUCUUUACCUUCGCAACAUUGAGAACAUCACUGCAACUGGAAUAUCAUGGCUAGCUGAAAAAUGCACGAAGUUAAUGACAUUGGACCUCACUGGGUGUCCGAAGAUUCGUUCAUUCUCAAUCAAAUCGCUGGCUUCGUCGUGGAAAUUUGCAGUCUACAGCAGCAACGAUCAGUUCAAAGGCAUGAUAACUCGUCACCGUGCUGAAGAUUGGCUGUUCAUCGAGGAAUACGGUAAUUGCUGGCGAGCUGCGGUUCAUAUCCAAUGCAUGUACAGAGCUCGGGUAGCUCGAAAGAUCGCACAACAGAAGCGCGAAGAGCGUUUGAUCUUGUGGGUAGCCACACGCUUACAGAGCGUCUAUCGCGGUCGUCAAGCUCGGAAGUAUGCUGUCCUCUUGCGUCUUCAGUUCUACAAGGAGACGGAGGCUGCCACAAGAAUUCAACGCGCAUAUCGUCAGCUUCUAGUGAGACGAGAAGCUCAACGUUUACGUGAGAUUCGUCAUCAAGAAGAAAUGCUACGUGCUGCUCGAAUAAUCCAAGCUUCUUGGAGGAAAAAGCGACUGCGAGAGAGGCUUCAAAGUCGAUAUUUACGACGUUUAGCAUACGAGGAGAAGCUACAACGUAGUGCAAUUCGAAUUCAGCGACACUGGAGAGGCAAGAAAGGACGAGAGCGAACGAAUUUGCUCCGUGCAGCGAAAAUUGCCAAAGAACGCGAGGAGUUUGAAGCUGCCAGACAGUUGCAGAGCGUUUAUCGUAUUCGAAUGGCACGUCGGGCAGCAAAUUUGAAGCGUGAAGAGCUAAAAAUCGAGGAAAUUCAGCGAGAACGUGCAGCUUUGGUGUUGCAGAAUUGUGUACGAAGACACAAGGCAAAGAAGGAGCUUCGAGCCAUGCGAGCGUAUGUAGAACAAGUGAAUCGAGCUGCAACUUUAAUCCAAAAGAGUUGGCGCGCGAAGAAGAAAUAUCAAGCGAACCAAGUGAUCGUGAUGGUCCGACAGAAGAAACGUGAGAACGAUGCGGCUGUGAAGCUUCAAGCUGCUUGGAAGCGUCGGAAAGCUCGAAUAGAAGUCAACUUGAUGCGGUUAGCGAAAGAUUUGUACCAGCAAAAACUGGUCGAUGCGGUGCUGAUGGUACAAACAAAUUGGCGUGGACGUCACGGUCGACUGCAGGCGCGAUCGUUAAAGCAAACGGCAAUGGAGAAAAUCUCGCAGUUGGUGAAGAUCCAACACCACGCCGUCACAUUCGUGCAAGCACAUUACCGUGGAUGGAAAGGACGAGAAAAAUAUCGAGAGGCACAAUUGAACAAGAAGAAACGGUGGAAAGAGAUCACCCGACCUGAAAACGGAGAGAAGUUCUACUACGUACGGUUAUUGAUGUGCUUAUUAAUUUGCUUGAUUGUUGAUCGUAUACUUUUCUCUUACGCAGAACCGAGUCACUGGUGAAGUUCGAUUCCGGCGUCCUCAAGACAUGCUGGAUCUACUGCCGAAACCUCUUUGUGAAAACUGUGAAUCUCCAACAACGAGUGAGGCGACGAUGGAGUGUAAGGACUGCGGCGAGAUGUUUUGUAGCGUGUGCUGGGCCAAAGUUCAUUCGGGUGGUCGACGGAAGUUGCAUGAGUUCCGAGCAUUAUACGAUUACUACAAUCGACGUGUAGACUAUGGGGACUGGGAGUUCCCGUCUCGUUGGCCAUCAGAGAUCGAGCAGGACGAGAUGGACGGUUGGGGGUUCCGCAUGCAUCCACGCCGUCGUCCGGAUGAAGUGCAGGGUGCAUGGGAGCGAUACGUGGACCCUGAUACCAAGCGAGAGUGGUUCUACAACCGUGAGACGGACGAGAACUCGUACAUCCCACCAGAAGGAUUCAUCGUACAGUCGAACGGCGAAGCUUCAGCCAUGACCGAGUGGAUCAAGUACUUUGAUGAAGGGCAGGGUGUGCAAUACUACUACAACAUCAGGACGCAAGAAAGCACCUUCGAUCGACCGGCGACGUACGUGACGCCGCGUAUUUCGCCGUCAACAGCCGCCAGUGCGAGCCAGGAUGGUUGGGAGAAGCACGUUGAUCCGCAGAGUGGCUAUCCGUACUACUACAACCGCUUGACGAUGGAGAGCGUCUUUGCCCGUCCGAUGGGUUUCGUGACUGGGCGUGAGGAGGGCGUGGGGCUACCCGGUUGGGCUAAGUACUUUGACGCGGUGAGCGCUAGUUAUUACUACUAUAAUGCGCAGACCAAUGAGAAUUGUGUGGAGAGGCCUGAUGAGUUCGCGACGCCCCGAAUCUCAGCGGCGGAAGCUGCUGGUGACGGUGGAGACGAGGGCUUGGCGGAAUACUACGACCCCGUCACGGGUAAAUCCUAUUUUUUUAAUGCGCGCACGACCGAGUGUCGACAGGCCUCGGCCACGUGAAUCUGCAAGAACUGAGAAAGCACGUUGAAGUCGAAGAUGCAAGCAAGCACAUUAAUGCGCAUCAAGCGACACGACAAGAGAAUCUCCAUGUGUCGAACCGCACGGCAGACACGCACCCGUCACGUCGAUUUCGAUGCACGACAGCGUGACAACUUCAGUUUCGAGCCAAGAUGGCUGGUGGAGCGGCAACGAGUUUACAGAAGGCGAGAACGACUGCGGUUCGUCAUGCCAGCGAUUCCCCACGUAGCUGCAUAGACCGUGACGGGGUGCAAAGCUUGACUAUUUGGUCUGUACGACUCUAGAUGUACAUAAUAGCGCACGAGUCGCUGUUAGUUUUCUUACGAAGUUAAUAUUGAUGCGCUUGCAAUACGCUGUUUCCAGGGCUUGACCUUAUCGGGUAUCUCAACUAAGUUACCGAUAGACUC
Phytophthora nicotianae INRA-310 is the source of this 4545-nucleotide messenger RNA. RefSeq lists its product as hypothetical. Lineage: Eukaryota; Oomycota; Peronosporomycetes; Peronosporales; Peronosporaceae. Gene Ontology annotation, biological process: SCF-dependent proteasomal ubiquitin-dependent protein catabolic process. The record is from RefSeq and is a predicted model, not a curated record. Gene Ontology annotation, molecular function: protein binding. Gene Ontology annotation, cellular component: SCF ubiquitin ligase complex. The transcript is spliced from 7 exons. Bases 1 to 3165 code for a protein of 1054 amino acids.